AGGCCCUGACGGAGAGAAGGGCCUUGGAGCAACGCUAAUUGGAGGAGCAAGCGGCGGGUUUCUCGGGCACAAAGUGUAAGGAGCCUUUUUAUUUAUCUCAUACUCCAAGCUUCCUAUGCCACUGGCCGGGAGGAUUUCAGUGUCCCGGCUCGUUCCUGGCUUCCUAAAGAAAUAUGUGCUAAUUUGUUCUAGUGGUGGUGGAGCACUAGGUACAGUGUUAGGUUCAGUUGUGGGUGCGAUCGGAGCCAACCUCCAAAAUCAGGAAAAGCCCAUACUAACUUGGAGGAUAAGGGAAGCACAAGAAGCAUAAGGAAGAGAAGAAGUAUGAGCACUCGGUGCAGGGGAG
Molecule: messenger RNA, 346 nt
Organism: Hyaloscypha bicolor E
Lineage: Eukaryota; Fungi; Ascomycota; Leotiomycetes; Helotiales; Hyaloscyphaceae
Exons: 2
Coding region: 116-310 (64 amino acids)
Source: RefSeq, a predicted model, not a curated record